AUGUCGACAACGAGGGGAUUGGAGGGGGAGCUCAAAACACAGGGUGCCGUGGAAGCAGCACAAAAUCCUGAUAGCUCGGUAACAGCAGCAGAUGCGGAAGCAAAGAUUGUCAAUGAGGGUAAGAAAGCAGGCGUUCCAGCUUUCCAUUUCGACCCAGAUGCGAGUCCAGAGGAGAAGGCAGCACAAGCUAGGGCUCAUGUACCAGAAGGGUUUCACCACGAACGCAAGUCAAAAGGUGUCGCAAUCGCGACAGAUAUGGACGAUGGUGCGCCAGCAGCUUACGACCUACCGCCCCCCUCUACUGCUGGAGCUCUUGCACCUCCUGUAAAAGAAAGCAAACAAUCAGACCAGCCAGUAGCAAACGGAUAUGUCGAUGAAGAUGAAGAUGCCCGUUGGAUUGAGAGAGCUGGCUGGGCUCCAAGAUUUGGCUCUGGAGAAUCUGGCGAUCUUAUGGAAGGUGAAAGUCUUUUGGAUCACCAAACCUGGAUAGAAGGCAAAAUUGAAGAUAAAUUUUAUGGAGAAUGGAUGAACAGCUUCAUGGUCAAGUUUUGGCCAAUCUUCCAACCAGUAUUGGCCGAGACAGUUAUUAAUUCUGUUGACCAAGUAUUAAGUACAGCAACCCCAGCGUUCUUGGACAGUCUUCGCAUGAAGACUUUUACUUUAGGCACCAAGCCACCUCGACUGGAACACGUCAAGACAUACCCCAAGGCAGAGGACGAUAUAGUACUUAUGGAUUGGAAGUUCAGUUUCACGCCAAAUGAUCAUGCAGACAUGACUGCUCGCCAAAUCAAGAAUAAGGUCAACCCAAAAGUUGUCCUUGAAAUCAGGAUUGGAAAGGCAAUGAUCAGUAAGGGUUUAGAUGUUAUCGUGGAGGACAUGGCUUUCUCAGGUCUCAUGCGAGUUAAGAUCAAGCUUCAGAUUCCGUUUCCUCACGUAGAGAAGAUCGAAAUAUCAUUCCUGGAGAAACCUACAAUCGACUAUGUAUGUAAACCUCUUGGAGGUGAAACUCUUGGUUUUGACAUUAAUUUCAUUCCUGGUCUUGAGACUUUCAUUUUGGAGCAGAUUCAUGCGAAUAUUGGGCCCAUAAUGUAUGCGCCAAAUGUAUUCCCAAUUGAAGUUGCAAAAAUGUUGUCUGGGUCUGCUGUUGAUCAGGCUAUCGGUGUACUGGCUGUCACUCUCCACGGAGCUCAGGGCCUCAAGAAUCCCGACAAGUUUGCUGGUACGCCUGAUCCUUAUACUGUCCUGUCAAUCAACCACGGCGCUCCUCUAGCACAAACCAAGAUCGUUAAGGAAAGCGCAAAUCCUAAAUGGGGUGAAACGAAAUACGUGAUCCUUACUUCUUUUACCGAGAGUCUCACUAUGGCUAUAUUUGAUUACAAUGAAUAUCGAAAGGAUAAAGAACUCGGUACUGCCACUUUCCCAUUGGAACGGGUGCAAGAGGUCACAGAAUAUGAGAACGAACAGCUUGAAGUAAUGGCAAACGGCAAGCCACGCGGUUUACUAUCUGCCGAUUUACGAUUCUUUCCCGUUCUGGAAGGGCGCACUCUUCCAGAUGGUACUACUGAGCCACCUCCUGAGUCUAAUACAGGUAUUGCUCGUUUCUGUGUCGAACAAGCUAAAGAUCUUGAUGGUACCAAGAGUCUUAUUGGUCAGCUCAGCCCUUAUGCUGUACUUUUACUAAACAAUAAGGAGAUUCAUGUUACACGGAAAUUAAAGAGGACGAACAAUCCUAUCUGGGAUAAUGGAUCUAAGGAGCUUCUCAUCACCGAUAGGAAGACUGCUACUUUCGGCCUUGUCAUUAAGGAUGAGCGAGAACUUGGCAGUGAUCCUAUUCUUGGUACAUAUCAGAUCAAGCUCAACGACAUGCUGAACUUAAUGGAGAAGGGCCAAGAGUGGUACACACUUGCUGGAGCGAAUACUGGUAGAGCUAAGUUGACGCUUCAAUGGAAGCCAAUCGCACUUCAAGGUGUGGGCGCAGGCACUGGCGGUUAUGUCACACCUAUUGGUGUCAUGAGAUUUCAUUUUAAGAAUGCGCGGGAUCUCCGAAAUCUCGAAACCCUCGGUAAAUCCGAUCCUUACGUCAGGGUUCUCUUAUCUGGAAUAGAGAAGGCUCGAACAGUUACAUUCCAGAAUAAUCUCAACCCAGAUUUCGACGAAGUUGUAUAUGUGCCCGUCCACAGUGUUAGGGAGAAGUUGACUUUGGAGGUUAUGGAUCAAGAGACCAUCAACAGUGAUCGUACCUUGGGAUCUGUUGAAGUGCUAGCCUCCGACUAUAUUCAACAGCUUGAAAACGGAGAAUACGUCGUACAUGAUGAAAAAACUCCACAGGCCAGUGGACUGCGCGUGCACGGGAAAGGACACCCGAAAGGAAUACUCAAUUAUACUGUAGCAUUCUACCCAUGUUUGAAUAUCGCAGAUCCCGAAGAUGAGGAAGCAGCUAAAGAGGAGGCGGCCGCCAAAAAUUCUUCUCAGAGAGGUCGCAUAACUGGUAUGGAAAACGGCACAAAGGAUGGUGUAGAGAAUGGGGAUGGCUCAGAAAAGCCUAGCCGGUCUUCAAGCGAGUCAGCAAUGGCUGCAAAGCUCGCUGAGGGUGCACAAGAGCAAGAAGAAACCCCGAAAGAAAAGCAGCUUCCAAAGAUUCAUCUCACGCCCGAAGAAUUACUCAAAUACGAAUCUGGUCUCAUUAUCUUCAAGAUUAUUGAUUGCGAGCUGACCCGAAGCCACGUUCAUGUCGAAGUUGUCGUUGAUGAUAUGGCUUUCCCGUCAUAUUCAUCCUCCACCAUAAAAUCGAAGAAAAUGACACUGGAUGAGAUUGGCGAUUGUUUUGUCCGUGAACUCGACUUCUCCAAGAUCACCAUACGCCUCCGAGAAAAGCAGAGCAAGGGAGAUGAGAAGAAAGACCCAACUAUUGCCCGUUUGAGUGGAGAGACACUAGCUACUUUGAAACAAUGCCUCAAUAAUCCCACCAUACUCAAGCUUCGAGACGAAGAAGGCCAUACUAGUAAUAUCAAGGUCUCACUUAAGUAUAUCCCUGUCAAGAUGGAACUGGACCCGAGCGAGAGUAUCAACAAUAUGGGUAAACUUCGAGUAGAUGUUCUGGAUGCUACUGAUCUUCCAUCUGCGGACCGCAAUGGAUACUCUGAUCCAUAUUGCAAGUUUGAAUUCAAUGGCAACUCAGUAUUCAAGACUAAAGUUCAGAAGAAGACUUUACAGCCAGCGUGGAAUGAAUUCUUUGAGCUCGAUGUACCCUCAAGGACUGCGGCGCAUUUUAUUGUUAAUGUAAUGGAUUGGGACUUCGGUGACAAGGCCGACUUCCUUGGCAAGGCUGAAAUUAACCUGAACCUUUUGGAACCAUUCAAGGCAAAGGAAAUGAACUUGACUUUGGAAGGCAAAUCAGGGUCCAUCCGUCUACGCUUGCUCUUCCGCCCAGAUUACGUGACCAGGUCGAGGCAAGGAAGCUCGACAUUUUCUGGUACAUUUGCCACACCAGGCAAAAUCGUCACUGGAGUCGCAGGAGCUCCCAUCAAAGGUGUUGGCUUUGCCGCACAUGGUGUUGGUAUGGGUGUUGGCUUCGCGGCGCAUGGUGUUGGCAAAGGAGCGUCGUUCAUUCGACAUGGCUUCAAAAGCAAGAAGAAGGACGAAGAAGAAGUUUACGGUGGCAGCAUUAAUUCCGAGUUGGAGAGUGAUGUUUCCGUGACGAAUGGUACUGCGGGUUCAAGGCGUGGAAGUACUCUUCAAGGCUCAGGGCCAUCAAUUCCAGAGAUUAUGCCUCCAGCCACUCCUCCAGAGCCGCAUCAUGGACGAACAAAGUCCUUCGGAGCGGCCUCGGGGCACUCUGGUAUGUUUGGUUCUCCCGGUGGCGGUCCUAUGGGUAUUGCAAACUUCACAAUUGUGUCUGCAACCGGAUUUCCACCUUCUUCAAGCGUUAUGGUUUAUGUUAAAACGCUUGGUUCCAAGUCUAAAGUCAUCCACAAGACUGAUCAUAUCAAAUCACCUAAUGGUACCGUGAUCUUCAAUGAGAAGAAAGAAAGCUUCAAAUGCACCACUUCCGCAGAUGCGACCUUCCAAGUCUCAGUCAAGGCACACAACACUUUCGGCUCGGACGAUGAUCUCGGGGAGGGAGUUCUGGUGGUCGAUGAAACUGGCACAAUGCAAGAGAAGCAAAUACGCUGCGGAGCAGGUCAAAUCACAGUAAAAUCUAAUUUUAUCAUGAGCUCUACCGAAAAUGGGUCGGAAAGUCCAAGGACUCGUUCAGGUUUCGGAAGAAGUCUGCUCAGCAAGAAAGAAACUGGUCGAACCAGCAGAGAUAUCACACCAGUUGGCACACAUACUUCUUGA
Molecule: messenger RNA, 4338 nt
Organism: Sclerotinia sclerotiorum 1980 UF-70
Lineage: Eukaryota; Fungi; Ascomycota; Leotiomycetes; Helotiales; Sclerotiniaceae
Exons: 5
Coding region: 1-4338 (1445 amino acids)
Molecular function (GO): lipid binding
Source: RefSeq, a predicted model, not a curated record